AUGCCACUUAUAUUAAUUUGACCGCAGCCAUUGGAAUUCACACUUUGCCCCAAGUUCUUUCCUAAUUAAAGUCCUUGUUACAUAAUCCUUCAUUGGCGUGACCGAACUGCUGGCAUACUUUUGAGCGCCGGAGCGGUAACCGCAGAAUGCGCUGUGGUCGAAGGAACACAAGUUGCCGACGUCGUCAUAUCGAUUAAGCCAUCAAAACUUCGACCGCUUAUUAAUGCGCGUACAUCAGCGCUAAAGUGCGGUCAUAGUUCAAAUGAGGCGCCCCCAGUUCUUGGCUUUUGAAGGGCGGCAAAUCGAGUCUCGGAUCAAUUGUUUGGCCAGCAGCGAUGAGGGAAGUGAAUCCGCUCAACCGCUUCAAUCGGCACUUCCUGUUUCUCAUCGUGCUGGUGACCCAGAUCUGUGGGGUCACCACUUUCGUCUACAACUCGAGGCAUCAUUGCUUUCGACAAUCCGGAUUCCUGCGGUUGUACUCCAGCUUAAUUCUGUCUUUAGUGGGAUUAUUCCUCGUCAUUAACAUAAGAAAAAUGCUUCAUAGUCUCCAAAGUGCUUGGCCAUAUUUGGCGGGCAGUAUUGUAAUCCUGGUGGCUCGAGUGCAAGGAUUUAUGGAUAGUCAGGAGAUUGUAAAGCUAUUGAAUCAAAUGAUUGGUGUCCUGAAGCAGGUGAAAGUGAUGACCAGGCAUCCGAAUAUCUUUCGUCUGGGACACCUCAUGCUCCUUUUCUUGACUUUACAAAAUCUUCUAAGAUCCUUAAACAUGGUUUUGGGAAUUAGUAGCCGUUCCGAAAAAGCUUAUGACAUUCUGGCCAAUAGUUUUGUAUUACUGAUUCUAUUGGGAGUUCUUCUGAGCUUUCUUCCUGCCUUUCUUGCCUGCUAUAAUGAACUUCACAGAUGCGCUCGACGAAUCUCCAAAGAUAGGGAUGAACUAAGGCAGUCCCAGGUUCUUAAGAGUGGGCAAGUUCUGGUUUUGGUAAGACAAUUACAGAUAAUCACUGAGAGGUUGAUUCGUCUGCGUUCAAGUGUUUUUCAUCUGACACUUCAAAUCAUCCAGCACUUUCGGUCAGUUUUUCACUUGAUCAACUAUCAUAAGGAAAUUGAGAGAACUAUUGAUGUCCGGCUCCACCAGGAAAUCAAGGUACGCAUCAGGGUCACCAUAUAUGGCAUUACGCUGGACACGAGACUCCUCUUGAAACUGCUGUCCAUUAGUGCUUUCUGUGCUCUUGUUAACCGGCAGGGAUACCUGCACCUCCACAGUCCUUAAUAGAUCCU
This is a messenger RNA of Drosophila subpulchrella, 1273 nucleotides long. RefSeq lists its product as uncharacterized. The record is from RefSeq and is a predicted model, not a curated record. NCBI's taxonomy places the organism in Eukaryota, Metazoa, Arthropoda, Insecta, Diptera, Drosophilidae.